Molecule: messenger RNA, 1628 nt
Organism: Oryza brachyantha (malo sina)
Lineage: Eukaryota; Viridiplantae; Streptophyta; Magnoliopsida; Poales; Poaceae
Product: cytochrome P450 76M5-like
Exons: 1
Coding region: 11-1528 (505 amino acids)
Molecular function (GO): heme binding; oxidoreductase activity, acting on paired donors, with incorporation or reduction of molecular oxygen; iron ion binding
Source: RefSeq, a predicted model, not a curated record
ACGACACGAAAUGGAGCACGAGGUGUGGUGGCUGCUGUGUGCAGCGCUCGCCGCGGCGAUGGCGUACUGUGCCGCCGGCACGGCGCGGCGCCGGCGCCGGCGCCGAGGGCUGCCUCCUGGCCCGCCGCCGCUCCCGGUGAUCGGCAACGUGCUCAGCCUGCGCGGCAACAUGCACCACGCGCUGGCGCAGCUGGCCGGGGAGUACGGCCCCGUGAUGACGCUGAAGCUGGGGCUCGUCACCACCGUGGUCGUCUCGUCGGCCGACGCGGCGAGGGAGGCGUUCACAAGGCACGACCGGCGCCUCGCGGCGCGCGCGGUCCCGGACGCCAGCCGCGCGCGCGGGUUCGCCGAGCGGUCCAUGAUCUGGCUGCCGAGCUCCGACCCGCGGUGGAAGACGCUGCGCGGGGUGGUGGCCACGCACGUCUUCUCCCCGCGGAGCCUCGCCGCGGCGCGCGGCGUCCGCGAGCGUAAGGUGCGCGACAUCGUGGCCUACAUCGCCAAGCACGCCGGGGAGGAGAUGGACAUCGGCCAGGUCGUUUACGGCGGCGUGAUCAACCUCGUGUCGAGCGCAUUCUUCUCCGCCGACGUGGUCGACGUGGGCGAGGAGUCGGCGCACGGGUUACGGGAAGCCGUGGAGCAGAUCAUCGCGGCGAUCGCGAAGCCGAACGUCUCCGACCUCCUCCCCUUCCUCCGGCCGCUCGACUUGCAGGGAUGGCGUCGCUGGGCGGAGAAGCGCUACGACAAGGUGUUCGGCAUCUUGAAUAGCAUAGUCGACAGACGUUUGGCGGACGGCUCAGCGGGAAAGCACGCCGGCGACUUCCUGGACUCGCUCCUCGAGCUCCUCUCCGCCGGCAAGAUCGCUCGCGACGACGUGACAACCAUAAUGUUCGACGUCUUCGCCGCCGGGACCGACACGAUCGCCAUCACGGUGGAGUGGGCGAUGGCGGAGCUGCUCCGCAACCCGAGCAUAAUGGCCAAGGCGCGCGCGGAGAUGAAGCGCGUCCUCGCCGGCGGCAAGAACGCCGCCAUCGAGGAGAACGACGUCGUGGAGAAGCUACCCUACCUGCAGGCCGUCGUGAAAGAGGCGCUGCGCCUCCACCCGGUGGCGCCGAUACUGCUGCCGCACCGCGCGGUGGACGACGGCGUGGAGAUCGGCGGCUACACCGUGCCCAAGGGCUCGACGGUGAUCUUCAACGUGUGGGCGAUCAUGCGCGACCCAGCCGCGUGGGAGAGGCCCGACGAGUUCAUGCCCGAGCGGUUCUUCCACCGGGCGGAGGAGGCGGCGGAAUUCCGAGGAAAGGACUACGUGUUCAUCCCGUUCGGCACCGGCCGGCGGCUGUGCCCCGGGCUGCCGAUGGCCGAGCGCGUCGUGCCGCUCAUCCUGGCGUCGCUGCUGCACGCGUUCAGGUGGAAACUACCCAACGGCAUGGCAGCCGAGGCGUUGGAUGUCAGUGAGCAGUUCACCACCGUCAAUGUUCUUGCUGCUCCACUCAAGGCUGUCCCUGUAAUUGAUUCUGACGAAAUUUAAGUGAACUAGCCUUGAGUUAAUUAAAGAACUUUUUUUGAAUUUUUCUUGGAAUAACUAAUGCAGCAAGUCGUGCAUUGGCACAAUUAUAGCUAUCCUCGUU